AGUUCGUGGUGGACUCUUUCUCUCUCCCCCAAUCAGAAGUCUUCUCCCCUCCACCUCGACGAGCUCCCCCGGCUCCGUUGAGCUGCUCAAUCCGAUUCAUCCAUCUCGUCCUGGCGAUCGCGCCAUCCAUGGUGACGGCGGUGGUGGAGUCGCCGCUGCGGCAGCGGCAGAGGCUCCGGUCGCCGCUCGGCACCAGCGGCGGCGGCGGCGACUUCGAGUUCCGGCACUGGCGCCCCGUGAAGCGCGUCACCGGUAUGCGUCGCCGGUGGGCGCCUCCGGAGAUCGAGAUACCGAACGGCCACGGCGUCAACGGCGGCGCCGGCGGCGGCGGUCCGCGGGGGUCGUACACGAGCCUGCGGGACAUCAUGUCGUCGCCCGAGUACGCGAAGCAGCAGGCGGCGAGCUCCCCCGACGAGGCCACGGGCAGCUGCGGGGACGUGCACAUGAUCCGGCACCCGCUGGUGAAGCACGCGGCGUACGCGUACCUCCAGCUGACGCCGGCUGCGCGGGAGGAGAAGGCCAGGCUGCGGCGGAGGCGCGGCCCGCUCUGCCGCCUCCUCGAGGGGUGCCUCGGCUUCGUCGGGGCGCUCUUCGGGCGGUGACGUCUUGUCCGCCGGCGAGAACCGGACAGUUUUGGGUCACAUUUGUUUCUCUUUUUCUCAGCUCUUUUUUCCCCCUCCAUAGUUCGCUGUUACUUUCUUCGCUCCUUUUUUGGUGUAUUUAGAACAGAAUUGACUUCUCGAGUUUUUGCUUUUCUUUUUGUAAAUAUUUCAGUAGGGAUUAAACACAGGAGAAACAGAUGAUACCAGGAAUCAUGAACUCAUGAUAAUGAAAAAUUGGCAAAUGAAAUGAUCUUGUACAGGAAGGAAACUAACACAAGGUGGAAAAAGAAAGAAAAGCAGCUUUCUUUUGAUCA
Molecule: messenger RNA, 916 nt
Organism: Setaria italica (foxtail millet)
Lineage: Eukaryota; Viridiplantae; Streptophyta; Magnoliopsida; Poales; Poaceae
Exons: 1
Coding region: 129-602 (157 amino acids)
Source: RefSeq, a predicted model, not a curated record